This is a messenger RNA of Lycium barbarum (goji berry), 720 nucleotides long. RefSeq lists its product as uncharacterized. Bases 1 to 720 code for a protein of 239 amino acids. NCBI's taxonomy places the organism in Eukaryota, Viridiplantae, Streptophyta, Magnoliopsida, Solanales, Solanaceae. The record is from RefSeq and is a predicted model, not a curated record. The transcript is spliced from 2 exons.
AUGGGCAACUAUAUUUCUUGCACCUUAUCAGGACCAGGAGGCAACAAGCAAUCCAGAGGUGUAAAAGUCAUACUCCCAAGUGGUGAAAUCAGACAUUUUUAUCAACCAAUCAAAGCAGCAGAGCUCAUGUUGGAAACUCCUAAUUUCUUUCUUGUAAACACAAGGUCACUUCAUAUAGGCAGAAGAUUUUCUGCACUUAAUGCUGAUGAAGAUCUUGAAAUGGGAAAUGUUUAUGUCAUGUUUCCAAUGAAAAGAGUGAAUUCUUUUGUUACAGCAGGUGAUAUGGGUGCUUUAUUACUUACUGCUAACUCUGUUUCUUCCAAAAGGGUGUCAAUUGGAAAAUUCAGGAUCUUGCCUGAAUGUGCAGAGUCAUCUGCUGUGGAAGUUAAAGAGAUUCAGAGUAACUAUUAUGAACAAACAGCUUUGCCCAAGUUGAAUUUGGAUGAUAUUGAAGACUUUUCAACUGAAGAAUUCAAGCAAAGGUUGUCUAUGUGUAGAUCAAAGAAACCAUUGUUGGAAACUAUUGCUGAAGAACCACUGUAUGGAAGACAUAACUCAGAAAAUGAUUCGAAGAGAAAUGGACAGGAUGAUACUCAUCUUUUAAAUCUCAAGAAAAAGAUUUUUAAAGAAGUUUCAGCAGUUUAUCAGACAGUAAAUGUUAAGCUAAUAUCUGUUGAUUCAUUUAAUCCUGAUGGCUCAAAACAGAAAAACAGGACAUGA